Messenger RNA from Lottia gigantea (owl limpet), 1347 nucleotides. RefSeq lists its product as hypothetical. The record is from RefSeq and is a predicted model, not a curated record. Lineage: Eukaryota; Metazoa; Mollusca; Gastropoda; Lottiidae. The coding region runs from base 1 to 1347 and encodes 448 amino acids. Gene Ontology annotation, cellular component: precatalytic spliceosome; nucleus; catalytic step 2 spliceosome. The transcript is spliced from 10 exons. Gene Ontology annotation, biological process: mRNA splicing, via spliceosome.
AUGCCAAAUCAGGAUAAUGAGCAGAAGAUUUCAAAGAAGAAAUUAAAAAAGAUGACCAGGUUAAGUGUAGCUCAGUUAAAACAGUUGGUAACAAGACCUGAUGUAGUAGAGAUGCAGGAUGUUACAGCUCGUGAUCCUAGAUUACUUGUACACUUAAAGGCUACAAGAAACUCAGUUCCAGUACCAAGACAUUGGUCAUAUAAACGUAAAUAUCUACAGGGAAAACGAGGUAUUGAAAAACAACCAUUUGAAUUGCCAGACUUUAUCAAAUCUACAGGAAUAGAAGAAAUGAGAGCUGCUCUAGCAGAAAAGGAAGACCAGAAAACAAUGAAAUCUAAAAUGAGAGAAAGAGUUAGACCUAAAAUGGGUAAAAUAGACAUUGAUUAUCAGAAACUACACGAUGCUUUUUUCCGAUAUCAAACUAAACCUAAGAUGACAAUUCAUGGUGAUUUGUAUUAUGAGGGUAAAGAAUUUGAAACAAGAUUACGAGAGAAGAAACCUGGCAAUAUAUCAGAUGAUUUAAGAAUUGCUCUUGGUAUGCCAGUUGGUGGGAAUUCAGAGAAAGUGCCACCACCAUGGUUGAUAGCUAUGCAGAGAUAUGGACCUCCUCCCUCCUACCCUAAUCUAAAAAUACCAGGAUUAAAUGCUGGAAUACCAGAGAACUGUACAUUUGGUUACCAUGCAGGAGGUUGGGGGAAGCCCCCAGUAGAUGAGACUGGUAAACCUCUGUAUGGUGAUGUUUUUGGUACACAGAAUAUUGACAUAGUGGCUCCAGUAGAGGAAGAUGAUCUAGAUAAAUCAUUAUGGGGUGAAAUGGAGUCUGAAUCAGAAUCAGAGGAAGAGUCUGAAGAAUCAGAAGAAGAAGAUGAUACUGGAUUAAUAACACCAUCAGAAGGAUUGAUAACCCCAAGUGGAAUGACAUCAAUACCAAUUGGAGUGGAAACACCAGAAAUGAUAGAGUUGAGAAAACGACGAAUAGAAGAUGCCAUGGACCAGGGUGGAGACACUCCAGCUCUGUAUCAAGUUUUACCAGAGAAGAAACAGUCUGUGGGUGGUGCUAUGAUGGGCUCUUCACAUGGUUACGAUAUUCCUGCUCUUGGCAAGAAACCUGGAGAAAAAUUGACAGUGGAGGGCAUUGAAGUGACCUUGAACCCAGAAGAACUUGACCUUGACACAGCGGCCAUGCAAGCUAAAUAUGAACAGACGGUUAGAGAACAGCAAUCACAACUGGAAAAAGAAGAUUUAAGUGACAUGGUUGCUGAACAUGCUGCCAAACAAAAGAAACGGAAAAACAAGCAAAGCGACAGUGGAAAAUCUGCCAAAAAAUACAAAGAAUUUAAAUUUUAA